Amphibalanus amphitrite is the source of this 1685-nucleotide messenger RNA. RefSeq lists its product as uncharacterized. Bases 298 to 1494 code for a protein of 398 amino acids. NCBI's taxonomy places the organism in Eukaryota, Metazoa, Arthropoda, Thecostraca, Balanomorpha, Balanidae. The transcript has 2 exons. The record is from RefSeq and is a predicted model, not a curated record.
GCGACAUUUUCAGCGUGACGCAGCGUUCGCGAAGUGACGACACAGCCGUUGAGCGUUCACGGUAACUGGCGCCGUGAAGUUUACUGAACCAAUGCACCUACCUACACCUGGAAACCUGCGCGGCGCAUGGGAUUCCCGGCUAGCGGGGAGCCGGCCGGACCGCACGCCAUAAUUCAAUACGUCAUCACACCGACAGCUGACUGGGGUGGAGUAUAUAAACCAGUCAGAGUCGGCGAACAGUAUCAUUCACAAGGAAACUGAACAGUGGUAUUGUUGUGGAGAAGCAACUUUUGCAGGAUGUUCCGCACAGCGUUUGUAGUCCUGGCUAGCCUGGCCUGCACCCAGGCGCGGCCUCAGUGGCAGCAGGCGGUACCGCUGGUCCCCGGCUCGUCCGGCACGUCCAACAGCGGCAUCACCAAGAGCGAGACCGUCCUCCCGAUCGGCGGCACGUCCAACGUGGUCCAACACCAGUCCGCCACUGGAGGACAGGCUUCCAACGGCGGCUUCAACGUCGGCACUGCCUCCGGCAACACCCAAAGCCAGACGGGUCUCCUGGGAACCAGCAGCUCGUCCAACACAGACGCCCAGUCCCAGCAAGGCUCCGUUCCAGGCUUUGGCAGCCUUGGAGGAGGUUUUGUCAUGCCGUCUAUCCCGGUUAUCCCUGGCUUCGGUCCCAGCAGCGCUCAGGGCCAGUCAGGCAGCAACAUCGUGCAGGGGGAGACCAUCGGAACUCACGGCGGCUCGACAAACAUCGUCCAGCAACAGUCGGGCACCGGAGGGCAGGCUUCCAACGGCGGCUUCAACGUCGGCACAGCCUCCGGCAACACCCAGAGCCAGACGGGUCUCCUGGGGACCAGCAGCUCGUCCAACACGAACGCUCAGUCGCAGCAGGGCUCCGUCCCAGCUUUCGGCCAUUUCGGAGGUGCAGGACUAAUCCUUCCUUCCAUCCCGGCUCUCCCUGGUUUCGGCUCCGGCAGCGCUCAGGGUCAGGCUGGCAGCAGCAUUGUCAGUAGCGAUACCAUUGGACCGUUCGGAGGCUCUUCCAAUGUGGUCCAAAUGCAGUCCGGCACCGGCGGCCAGGCCUCCAACGGCGGCGUCAACGUCGGCUCUGCAUCCAGCAAUUCGCAGAACCUGAUCACGCCGCACGGCACCAGCAGCUCGUCCAACACGGACGCCCAGUCGUCGCAGUUCACCAACUCCGCCCUGGCCGGUUUCGGAGGAGUCCCGGGCCUGCCGGGCCUGCCAGUGAUCCCCGGUCUUGGCCUCGGCUCGGCCACCGGUAACGCUGGCAGCCAACUGACCCAGGGCAAGACCACCGGACCGGACGGCAGCCAGACCACCGUCACCCAGCUGGGCUCUUCGGCCGGUGGCAGCGCCUCCAACGGCGGCAGCAGCGUCAACCAGGCCUCCGGCAGCACGUCCAGCAUUGACGGCGUCUCUGGCUCGCAGACCCAGUCCAGCCUGAACUCGCAGUCCGUUCAGACCGGACGGUAAAUUCUCAUUAUUGGAUGCAUUAUCUCCGAAAAUUGUUCAUGACCAUUUCUGCCAGUACUGUUUUUUUUAAUAAGCAUUGGGAUUUGCACGCAGUUAAUCAAGCAUGUUGAUUUUUGUGACUUGUGUUGGUGUGAUGUUUGUUUUGUGCUUGACACUGAUGCUGAUGCCCUAAAUACAAUAAUGCUGUCAAU